Mesorhabditis spiculigera is the source of this 948-nucleotide messenger RNA. Lineage: Eukaryota; Metazoa; Nematoda; Chromadorea; Rhabditida; Rhabditidae. The record is from the annotation of a GenBank genome assembly.
AUGCCGGUCGAUAAUCCGGUACCACCGGAAGUGGCCUAUACGCUUUAUAUCAUUAUUGCCUCGAUAAUCAUCGUCUGCGAUGUCCCCUUCAUUGUGAUGAUUUUUUGGAAUAGAAGCCAAAAAGAGCUGGUGAUCGUCGGGUUUAUGUGCAUAGCCGAUACAGCACAUGCUAUCGCGUUUCUGGUUUCCGGAGCGAUACGGUUAUGGAUAGCACUAAAUCAUGAAGGUGGUAACUCGAUUACCAAUACCCAAUGUAUACGCUAUUAUUUCCCUGUGAUAUUCUUGUAUUCUUAUCAACUUAUGGGAGCUGCUACUUUGGUGGUUUCGAUAGAUAGAUUUAUCGCGGUGAUGAAACCGGUCUACUACCGUACCCUCUCCAACGCAUUCAGUUUUUAUAUAAUGGCAGGAGUAAUCCUCUAUGUGUCCAUCAUCGCGCUGUUGUUCAUCUACAUCGUACAAACGGGUCCUGCCCUGCCCAGCUCCCCAAAUUGCUUCACCUCCGAAUCCUACACCCCGGAAAUUUGGCGCUAUAUGCUGUUUUUCCGGAUGAGUACGCUAAUUGUCAGCAGCCUACUGUAUUUACCGAUAUCUUGGCGGAUCUAUAAGAUGGCCAACGCGCUAAAGCGAGGCGCUAGCAGUGAUAAUUAUAGCCGGAAGAUUAUAAAGACGACCAGGACUAUAGGAUUUACGGUAGCCGCGGAGUUUGUAUUCGUGGUGAUACCAGAUAUAUUCUUGAAUUUCAACCCAUUCGGCCUGGCACGGUACCAAGUGAUAUGGUAUAUCUGUGGUGUUAGUAAAGGCGCAAUCAACGUCCUUCUCGUCACCCUACAACACGACGAGAUUUUCAAGUUGCUGAAUCGAAAAUUCCGCCGCCUUUCGAAGCAGCCGACGGCCACAACUGUGCUCACCUCCUCAAAUGUGCGAUCGGAGAGGAAUCUUGGUGCUUUU